Molecule: messenger RNA, 1541 nt
Organism: Glycine soja
Lineage: Eukaryota; Viridiplantae; Streptophyta; Magnoliopsida; Fabales; Fabaceae
Product: protein trichome birefringence-like 19
Exons: 2
Coding region: 226-1419 (397 amino acids)
Cellular component (GO): Golgi apparatus
Molecular function (GO): O-acetyltransferase activity
Source: RefSeq, a predicted model, not a curated record
GAAGCUUCCAAAGUUGGUUCCAGCAGCUAAUCAAUGCACAUUCAGAAGUCAGAACAGAUAUCUGCAAUAAAAUAACCACUUAACCUCUCUAUCAACAGAUUCAGAGUAGUAGAUCAGUAGUAGUAGUAUAAUAUUCCAAAAGCAUAGAAGGGUAGAUGCUAUUUAGCACAACGCUUCCUGAUUAAUCCAGGCGUCGGUCCAGUUCUGAAGUUUGAGGCAACGAAAAUGUCAGGAAAUAUUCCCAAAGGUGCGUUCCUGUUACCCCUCACACUGUUUCUCAUCUUGCUACUCCUUCCUCUGUUCAGAAACUUCAUUCAACCAUCUCCGAAGACAUAUGCCACCAACUUGGAAACCAAAGAAACAAGAAGAUGCAACAUAUUUUCCGGAAACUGGGUUCCAUAUCCCAAAGAACCUUACUACAACAACGAAACCUGCCCUUUUAUAUUAGACCAGAUUAAUUGCAUCAAGAAUGGUAGGCCCGACAGAGAUUUCCUCAAAUUAAGGUGGAAACCGCAUGAUUGUGAGCUUCCACUAUUUGAUGCAACACAGUUCCUGGAGCUAGUACGAGGAAAGUCAAUGGCCUUUGUUGGGGACUCAAUGGCCACAAAUCAACUAGAGUCCUUACUGUGCCUCAUAAAUACUGUUGCACAUCCUGAGGAUAUUACAGCGAAAUAUACAUCCAACGAUAACAUAUUUUUCAGAUGGUGGUUCGUGCUUGAUUACAAUUUUACAGUUACAACAAUGUGGUCACCUUUUUUAGUGAAGUUCAACGACUCAGAUCCCACUGGUCUUGGUUCCUAUAGCCCAACGAAGCUUUAUCUAGAUGAAGCAGAUGAAGCAUGGAGCAGCAAAAUUAAAGAUUUUGACUUUGUGGUCUUCUCAUCAGGACAGUGGUUCUUCCGACCAUUAACGUUCUACGAGAAUAGGCAAGUUGUCGGGUGUCAAAAAUGCGAGAACAGUUCAGAGCUUAACUACUAUGGGUACAAGAAGGCGUUUCGAACAGCUUUUAGGACAAUCAGAAAGCUUGAAGGGUUCAAGGGAUUGGCUUUUUUGGUGACUCAUUCUCCGGAACACUUUGAGAACGGGGCGUGGAAUGAAGGUGGGAGUUGUAACCGAACAAAGCCAUUGGAAGAAAAAGGGGUUUAUGAAAAUGGUGAUAUUGUGGAAGCAUUGCAUCAGAUACAAUUGGAGGAGUUUAAUAUAGCGAUAGAAAAGGGUUUGCGGUUUGGUUUGAUAGAUAUAACUGAUGCAAUGGGGAUGAGGACAGACGCACACCCCGGUAGGUUUAGGCCUGUGGGGGGUAAGAAUAGCAAUUUGAAUUUGAAUGACUGUGUUCACUGGUGCUUGCCAGGUGCUGUUGACACUUGGAAUGAGUUUUUGCUGUAUUUGAUGAAACUGGAAGCUGAAAAACAUCGUUAAGGUAACAUGUUAUGAUCUGUAGUAUUUUGAAUUGUUGGAGGUGAUUUCAAGUUUGCAACACCCCAAACAAAUAGUUAUUCAGGAAUCAGGAUAGUGAAUAAAUGGGAUUGAUGAUUUGAAUA